Messenger RNA from Vicia villosa (hairy vetch), 2694 nucleotides. RefSeq lists its product as uncharacterized. Gene Ontology annotation, biological process: negative regulation of DNA-templated transcription. The coding region runs from base 205 to 2217 and encodes 670 amino acids. The record is from RefSeq and is a predicted model, not a curated record. NCBI's taxonomy places the organism in Eukaryota, Viridiplantae, Streptophyta, Magnoliopsida, Fabales, Fabaceae. The transcript is spliced from 8 exons. Gene Ontology annotation, cellular component: nucleus. Gene Ontology annotation, molecular function: transcription corepressor activity.
AUAAAAUAAAAACUAAAAACAUUAAACAAAAAGGAGCAACUAGCAACAAACCUAGUGCUCAUACGAUAUUGAUGCCUAUCUAGUUCUCCUGCGUUCGACAAGAAAACAGGGAAACCUUGUAUAGGGCUCGUCGAAAUUUUUCAAUAAUUUAAGGUUUGGUUGAGAAGGGUGUUGGUUUGACACUGUGGUGUGGAGAAAGAGAAGAUGGAAGGCGAGGAAGGAGGUGGUUUGAGGUUGAGCAAGAGAUUUGAUGACAAGGGUGGAGGAGAGGUUGAUUAUAAGACCAAAUCCGGUACUGCGUGGAGCCACAAUUUCCUCAACCAAAAACCAUGGCAUCCUCUGUCAUACCCCAACCAACGCCGCAAGUGGAUUGCUGAACAGACCCAUGCUCAUCGUGAACGUCGAACUGAAGAGGUUGCUCGUGAGUAUGCUCAGGAGCAAGAGUUUUAUCGCCAGACAGCUCUCAUUUCCAAGAAGGACAAGGAAAAGGUGGAGCUUAUGCAAGCUGUUAGCUUUAUGUAUGUUCGUCCUCCUGGUUACAAUCCCGAAAGUGCCAAGGCUGCAGAGAUGAAUGAUGAGAAGAAAAAAGAAGAUAUGGUGAAUAAGGAGCCUACACAAACCAAUCCCGAUGGACCUUCAUCUUCAAUGCCAUCACAGGGAGAGAAGAAAAAACCGAGGCCAAAAGAUGUUUUUGGCCGUGCUCUACCAACUGAAGAAGAAUUCGAAGUUCUUAAAAAUGCACCAAGGCUGGAUACAGGAGUUGCUGCAAGGGCAAAACCUUUUGGAGUUGAAAUUCGCAAUGUUAAAUGUUUAAGAUGUGGGAGCUAUGGUCACCAAAGUGGUGAUCGUGAAUGUCCCUUGAAGGAUGCUAUAAUGCCAAAUGAGGAAAGCAGAUUGAAAAGAGAUGACCCUUUGAAUGCUAUUCUUGCCCACACAGAUCUUUCUGAGCCUCUAAAAUGGGAGCUCAAGCAGAAGCCAGGAAUCAGUCCCCCUCGUGGAGGGUUUAAACCAGAUGACCCCAACCAGCAGAUAGUUGCCGAGGAUGAGGACAUCUUUGAUGAAUAUGGAGGUUUUCUCAAUAUGGGUGAUAUCCCUGAUUUAUUAUUGACCAACUUAUCUAAAAAGCCAAAAAAGUCUAAAAAGAAAAAACAAAAAAAGCAGAAGCUAGUGCAUUCAGAAAGUGAAGCAUCUUCUGAUGACGAAGAGAGUAGAUCUAAGAAAAAAAAGGUUAAGGAAAAUAAAAAGAAGCGAGAUUAUAAAGACACAAGUUCAUCAGGCUCUUCUGCCUCUGAAAAAGAUCACGGAAAGAGCAGACACAAGCAUUCAGAUGAUUCUGACAGUGACAGAAACAAUCGAAGUAGAAGGACUAAACGAGAAAAUUCACUUUCACCCAAAGGUUAUGACCAUCCCAGGCACGGUAGGAGUAAACAUGGCAAGCGAAGGCGUUCCUUUUCAUCUGAGGAGUCUGGCUCUGAUGGUUACGAUGGAAAUUAUAAGAAUAGGGAUAAACAUUCGUAUUCAUCUGAAGACUCUGACAGUGACAGGGACGGCCGAGGUAGAAAGCAUAUACAAAAGCACAAGAUGAAACAUAGCAGAAAAAGACAUUCUUAUUCUGAUGAGAAGAAUUCUGCUCCCGCUGAAUAUCAUGUAAAACACAAGGGUAGAGAUGAGCAUUCUUAUAAAUCCGAUGAUCAUAAUCAUCAACGACAACCCAAGGAUAAAAGGAGCAGCCAUAAAUACUCAUCAACAAUCCAUUCCGAUUCUCAGAGGCAUCACUUAAAUUUUAGUCAUGAUCGGUACCGUGGUGGAAGCCAGAAGAGCAGGACUGAUCAUUCUUGUUCUUCAAAUGAUUUUGAUGUUGAAAAGAAUGAUCGAAGUAGAAAGAUCAAGGAAAAACAUGAAAGUCAAAAGAGCCGAGCCGAGCCUUAUUCUUCUGAUGAUUCUGAUGUUGAAAAGGAUGGUCGAAGUAGAAGGAUCAAAGAAAAACAUGGAAGUCAGAAGAGCAGAGCUGAACAUUCUUAUUCUUCUGAUGAUUCUGAUAUUGAAAAGGAUGAUCGAAGUAGAAGGAUCAAAGAAAAACAUCACGGGACUCACGAGGGUUCUGAACAUCCUGAGCAUGACAAAAUAGAAAAAAGGCAUUCCUAUCAUAGAAGUGAAAAGAGUUCCGAUCAUUAUGAAAAACAUCAUAAGCCGAGGAGAAGCAGCCACAAACAUUGACUAGAUCAUUUCAACUCUAAUGAGCAUCAAUCAAAUUAUGAGAGCAAUCAAAUUAUGAGAGCAGGCACAAUGUUUCACAAACUUAUAUCCAAGUCUUCCAAGAGGUUGUCAGCAUAUUUAACAUUUUUGUUAUUAUAGUCACCACUGUCUCAUCAAUCUCAUACGAAGUUGUUUGCUGUACUAUAUAGGAAGCAACAAUUUACUGCACCAUGAAUCUGUUGUAUAUCAGUUAUAUCAUAGUAGUGCUGUUUUCACAAGCUGCAAGUGCAAGCCUCCGAUCUGUGUUUGAGAAAGUUGAUGUCAACGAGACUUUCUUCACAACAACGAAAUUACUCUCUCUAACAUGUUUUGAGUCUGUAUAACUGAAUUGUAAUUUAUGCUUUUGUUUUCUUAACAAUAUGGAUCAAUUCAAUUGUUGUAUAUUUCACUUAGGUCAGUAGCCAAUCCAUUGGUUGGACUGCAUGAAGCCAGCCUAUA